AUGGCGCCCAACCUAUUCCUCUGCUUGCGCACCGUCUUUUGCCCGACGUACUGGUUUCAGCGCGGGCAGCGCAUCCAAGGAUCAAUCAACAGAGAAGAACACUGGGACUCUCCAGUUCCUGGCAUCUACAAAUAUAUCCCCAGCCAAGGAUGGCACCUUGUCUCCCGAGACGGCAGCGACUACGAUGAGAAAGUCCCUGUUCCCGUCGUCUACUGCCGCAUCCUCCAUCAAUACCUUUUCGAGGACGAAGUCGCUGAACGAUGCCGCUGGUUCACCGUCGCUCCCGAAGAUGGAGACAGUCCGGAGAAGCUUCUGUUUUUCCGUCUUGAUGACGGAUACACCUAUGUUGCCGGGUGGGAUUCGAAGGGAAACUUCAUCCCCGGCCCUUACCAACGUUGGUACUUUGAGCCGGAGAGCAAGACAAUGCGAAAGGUCAUCUUCCCCCCGAGCUCAAACGUUUCCCGGGUCAGCAUCGUUCCGGACAAACUCAAUUGA
Messenger RNA from Aspergillus puulaauensis, 495 nucleotides. RefSeq lists its product as uncharacterized. Lineage: Eukaryota; Fungi; Ascomycota; Eurotiomycetes; Eurotiales; Aspergillaceae. The coding region runs from base 1 to 495 and encodes 164 amino acids. The transcript has a single exon. The record is from RefSeq and is a predicted model, not a curated record.